AUGCAGCUGCAGCGGUUGGAUGCUCUUUCGCGGUCUCCCAUCCAAGCUCACUGCAGUGAGUCUCUCAAUGGAAUGGUGACUAUCAAAGCCUUCGAGUGUGCACGUGAUUAUAUUGCUCGCAACUACGACAUUGUGGACGAGAACACCGCUGUGUUGCUUGCCUUUACAUCCAGCCAG
Sphaeroforma arctica JP610 is the source of this 177-nucleotide messenger RNA. RefSeq lists its product as hypothetical. The annotation marks the transcript as partial. Gene Ontology annotation, molecular function: ATP binding. The transcript has a single exon. The record is from RefSeq and is a predicted model, not a curated record. NCBI's taxonomy places the organism in Eukaryota, Ichthyosporea, Ichthyophonida. Gene Ontology annotation, cellular component: membrane.